UUCUUUCUUUCUCUCUCUCUAUUUUCUUCAACCUUUUUGGUAGCUUCCAAUCCAAAAAUAAAGCAUUCCAAACAAAGGAAAAAGUGUAAUCAAACAUCUUUCUCUCGCUCCUCAAUCAUUUCUGCGAGCCACCACAGUGGCUGAGGAUCUGAAACCGAGAUUGAGGAGCAAAAAGAAAAAGAAAAAAGAAAAAAAAAACAGAAAAGAGAAGUGUGGAUCUUUUCGUCAUCUGGGUUCACUGUCUUUUUCAGGAGGAGAGAGUGAAAAGGAACAAGUUGGCAAUUUGUUCCCAUCUUUUGCGCAGAGAAAAAAGGAAACAAUCUCUGUUGGGUAUUUUUUUUUGUUGUUGUUUUUCUUUUGUAGAGUUCCUUUUGAUUCUGAAAACGGCUCAGUUUUGGAAAGAGUUUCUGGUUUUUGAUGGGGGCUUGUUGGAGUAACCGUAUUAAGGCUGAAAGUCCUUACCAUACUGGGUUUAAUUCUAAAAGCACGAACUCGAGUGGCAAAUCCUCAUCGUUUUCAGCACCGUUAACUCCUAGAAGCGAGGAUGAUAUUUUGCGGUCCCCUAACAUAAAGAGCUUCAGCUUCUCUGAACUCAAAACCGCCACAAGAAAUUUCCGUCCCGACAGUGUGCUGGGGGAGGGUGGUUUUGGAUCUGUUUUCAAGGGUUGGAUUGACGAGCAAUUGCUGACAGCUGCGAAGCCCGGGACUGGAAUAGUAAUUGCUGUGAAGAGGCUUAACCAAGAAGGUUUCCAGGGUCACAAGGAAUGGCUGACAGAAAUCAACUAUCUGGGACAGCUACAUCAUCCUAAUCUUGUCAAGUUGAUUGGUUACUGCCUUGAGGACGAACACCGGCUUUUGGUGUAUGAAUUCAUGCCCAAGGGAAGCAUGGAGAAUCACCUUUUCAGGAGGGGUUCUCACAUUCAGCCGCUUUCUUGGAGUCUGCGUAUGAAAAUUUCACUUGGUGCUGCAAGGGGCCUUGCCUUUCUCCACGGAGCUGAGACACAAGUCAUAUAUCGUGACUUUAAGACUUCUAAUAUUUUGCUCGAUUCGAACUACAACACAAAGCUGUCUGAUUUUGGCUUGGCCCGGGAUGGGCCAACGGGUGAUAAGAGCCAUGUAUCUACUAGAGUCAUGGGAACCUAUGGAUAUGCCGCACCAGAGUAUUUAGCCACAGGUCAUCUUACUACCAAGAGCGACGUAUAUAGUUUUGGAGUCGUUCUUCUAGAAAUGUUGUCUGGACGACGGGCUAUAGACAAGAACCGACCAACUGGACAACACAACCUGGUGGAGUGGGCAAAACCAUACCUCACCAACAAACGCAGACUUCUUCAUGUUAUGGAUGCUCGUCUCGAAGGCCAGUACUCUCUUAGUUUGGCCCAAAAGGCGGCCAACCUUGCACUCCAAUGUCUUGCUAUAGACUCCAAGUACAGGCCAAACAUAGAUGAGGUGGUAACAACACUAGAGCAGCUCCAGGAUUCAAAGGACAUUUCAAAAGGUGCUCAUAAUGAGACGCGCAAAUCCAGCAGAAGUAGCGCGGCGGAUAGUUCUAAAAAAGUCGCUACUUCUUAUCCUCGGCCAUCUAAUUCUCUGCUUUUCGCUUAGGAGGGGGCGCUUUUUUUUAGUGUCUUUAUGACUUGAGAGAGACAUUAGGCAGAUUGUCAAGAGUUUGAGAAUUCGAGUUCAAGCAUUGUAUUGUGGCAAAGAUUGUUCUUGUAAUGUAUAGUUCUUGCUUUAGUUUUUGUAUGUAAGUAAGCCAACGUUUUUCAGAGUGCUUCUCAGAGCUAAAAACAUACAAAUUUCUGAUAUGUGCUUGAAGAUUAUUUAUUGCACUUGAAAAUGAGAAAAUUUAGUUAGUCAA
Morus notabilis is the source of this 1858-nucleotide messenger RNA. RefSeq names its product receptor-like cytoplasmic kinase 176. The transcript is spliced from 6 exons. Gene Ontology annotation, molecular function: protein kinase activity; ATP binding. The coding region runs from base 418 to 1602 and encodes 394 amino acids. The record is from RefSeq and is a predicted model, not a curated record. Gene Ontology annotation, biological process: protein phosphorylation. Lineage: Eukaryota; Viridiplantae; Streptophyta; Magnoliopsida; Rosales; Moraceae.